This is a messenger RNA of Stegastes partitus (bicolor damselfish), 2565 nucleotides long. It is a transcript of the gene pde6c, whose product is annotated as phosphodiesterase 6C, cGMP-specific, cone, alpha prime. The coding region runs from base 1 to 2565 and encodes 854 amino acids. The transcript is spliced from 22 exons. Lineage: Eukaryota; Metazoa; Chordata; Actinopteri; Pomacentridae. Gene Ontology annotation, biological process: signal transduction. The record is from RefSeq and is a predicted model, not a curated record. Gene Ontology annotation, molecular function: protein binding; 3',5'-cyclic-nucleotide phosphodiesterase activity.
AUGGCAGAUAAGGAUAGCGUGGAGAAGUACCUGGAGAACAACCCGCAGUUCGCCAAAGAGUACUUCGACAAGAAGGUGCGCGCCGAAGCCCUGUCCGCAGCCUUUUCCGCGACCCUCGACAUCAAGGAUACGGCCUCGUUCAAGGAUGUUAACUCCGUGCAAGAGGCCGCCAUCAUCUUCGAGCUGGUGCAGGAGAUGCAGAAACAGGAGACCGUGGAGAAGUCCAUUCACAAAGUGUUGCAGAGGGUCGCCAUGAUCGUGCAGGCCGACCGGGUCAGUUACUACCUGUGCCGAGCCAGGAACGGAAUACCCGAGCUCGCCACGAGCCUCUUUGACGUGACUCCGACUUCCAAAUACGAUGGAAACCUGGUCGAUCCGCAGGCUGAAAUUGUGUUCCCUCUUGACAUGGGGAUUGUUGGUCACACUGCGCAGUCCAAAAAGCCGCAAAAUGUUCCAGACGUCACCAAGAAUUCAAAGUUCUGUGACUUUGUGGACAAACAGACCGGAUACAAGACCAAAUGCAUGCUCACGUACCCCUUGAUGGCCGACAAAGAGUGCCUUGGAGUCAUCACGGUACUAAACAAAAUAGGAGCCGAUAGCUUCUCUAAAGAGGACGAGGAGCUCUUCCACAAGUACAUGAACUUUGCUCAAGUCAUCGCCCUGCAGAGUUACACGAACUACAUGUUCAACGUGGAGUCCAGAAGGAGUCAGGUGCUGCUCUGGUCAGCCAGCAAAGUGUUUGAGGAGUUGACAGACAUUGAGAGACAGUUCCACAAAGCCCUCUACACCGUAAGGACCUAUCUACAAUGUGAACGGUACUCAGUGGGCCUGCUGGACAUGACCAAAGAGAAGGAAUUUUAUGAUGAAUGGCCAGUGAAACUUGGAGAUGUGGAGCCUUAUAAAGGACCAAAAACACCAGACGGCAGGGAAGUCAUCUUUUACAAGAUCAUUGACUACCUCCUGGAAGCCAAAGAAGAAAUCAAAGUCAUACCAGGUCCACCUGCAGAUCACUGGGCCCUGGUUAGCGGACUGCCAACCUAUGUUGCAGAGAACGGCUUUAUUUGCAACAUGAUGAACGUGGCAGCAGACGACUACUUCACUUUCCAGAAAGAGGCUGUGGAUGAGACGGGUUUCGUCAUCAAGAACGUCUUGUCGCUGCCGAUUGUCAACAAAAAGGAAGAAAUUGUGGGCAUCGCCACUUUCUUCAACAGGAAAGAUGGCAAACCAUUCGAUGAGCACGACGAACAGAUCACUGAGGCCCUGACGCAGUUCCUGGGGUGGUCGGUGCUGAACUGUGACACGUAUGACAGGCUGAACCGCAUGGAGUACAGGAAAGACAUUGCCCAGGAGAUGCUCAUGUACCAGACCAGGUGCACCAAAGAUGAGCUGCAGAGCAUUCUGAACACCAAAGAAAAGUUUGAUUCAGAGCCUGAAGACUGUGACCAGAAAGAGAUGUACAAACUAUUGAGAGGAACCUGCCCGCCAGCUGACAACGUCAAUGGGGAGAAUCUGUACCUGUUCUCCUUCAGCGACUUCCCCGUUUCUGAAUUUGACCUUAUCAAAGCCGGCAUUCGCAUGUUCUUUGAGCUCGGAGUUGUCGAGAAGUUUAAAGUUCCCGCAGAGACGCUGACCAGGUGGAUGUACACCGUGAGGAAGGGUUACCGUGCCAUUACCUACCACAACUGGAGGCAUGGUUUCAACGUAGGCCACACCAUGUUCUGCCUGCUUCAGACAGGGAGGCUGAGGAAGUACUACUCUGAUCUAGAUGCCUUCGCCAUGGUGGCUGCUGCUUUCUGCCACGAUAUCGACCACAGAGGGACCAACAACCUCUACCAGACAAAGAGUGCACAUCCUUUGGCCAAACUUCAUGGCUCCUCCAUCAUGGAGAGGCACCAUUUGGAGUACAGCAAGACGCUCAUGGCAGAAGAGAGCUUGAACAUCUUCUGCAACCUCCAGAAGCGUCAGUUUGAGAACGUGCAGCAUUUGUUUGACGUCUGCAUCAUCGCCACCGAUCUGGCCCUUUACUUCAAAAAGAGAACCAUGUUCCAGAACAUCGUGAACGCCACAGAGCCAAUGCCUGACGAAAAGGAGGCCAUUGCUUAUAUUUCCAACAACCCCGUCAGGAAGGAAAUUGUCAUGGCCAUGAUGAUGACAGGUUGUGACUUGUCAGCCAUCACCAAGCCCUGGGAGGUGCAGAGCAAGGUGGCUCUGAUGGUAGCAGCUGAAUUCUGGGAACAGGGUGAUUUGGAGAGAUCAGUUUUGGAUCAACAACCAAUUCCCAUGAUGGACAGGAACUGUGCCGAGCAGCUACCCAAGAUGCAGUGUGGUUUCAUCGACUUCGUGUGCUCAUUUGUGUACAAGGAAUUCUCCAGGUUCCACAAAGAGAUCACUCCCAUGUUUGACGGGCUGAACAACAACAGGUCGCAUUGGAACGCGCAGGCCGAGGUGUACAACGCAAAGAUGAAGGCCAUUGAGGAUGAGAAGAAGAAGCUAGAAGAGGAGGAAGCCAAGAAAGCUGGUGGUGGCGGUGAAGGAGGGAAGUCAAAAACCUGCACCAUAUGUUAA